ACUUUGGAUCCCUUGAAACAUAAACAAAACAUCCUCGUGAAACUGAACAGCGGACCGGUGCAAUAACAUAGAGGCUGCCUGAGUAGGCAAAGUCUCUGGAAACUCACAAAACCUGAAAAAUGCUGGCCGUACUCGCGCAACCGGGUGUGGACAACACUGGAAUGUAUCUUGUGCUUAUGCUUAUAAAGUUCGGACUAGACGCAGCAGUAAUGUAUUUAUGCACCAGGAAGCUGUAUACCUCUUUUUUAAGCAUGUGCAGCCUGUCCAUCUUCUUGGCUGACUUUGUCAUGGUGUUCUUAGUAGCAAGCAUGUUGUUUCUUGGGCCUGAAACGUGUCACGUGUCACUCUGUUUAAUCUUCGCCAAUGCGUCUGUGACAUAUGGAGUGCUGCCGCUGCCCAUGAUGUGCCUGGGUUUAUUGGACUACGUUUUAGAAGGUACCUACCUUGGAAGGCAGAGCGCCACGUGCAAAUUCAUAAGGAACUCGGUUUGGUUAUUGCUGAUGUGGAUGAUUGCUAUUUACCUAACCUUUGGUUCUGUUGAUUCUGAUCUAAAGGGAAAGAGUUUUGAGAUAGAGAAUAAGGCUCUAGUGUGUGAAGUAGAGGAGUCUGCGCUGAUAACCUACUCUAUUUUAGUGCUUUUCUCAGCUGUCAUUUUUACAUUGCUGCCCUUUUGGUCAAAAAUUCCCCAGUGGGUGAAACAGGCACAUAAGUUAUCUGAAGCGAGGGACGAACCAGACAACCAGAGCAGCGACUUGUUGUUCACCUCAACCACCUACGCGGAGACAAAAAGCAGCAAGGAAUAUUAUCUGGAGGAACCUGUCCAACCGGGCCCGCCUCUGUGGCUCACCUUCACACUGGGCUUUGCUUUAUUUUGGAUGCCUUAUCUCAUCUGUUCCGUGGCGUGUCUGAUCUUGGACUUUGGAGUACCUGCUUACAUCACUGUAAACCUUCUGUGGUUGGAGUGUAUGAACAGUUUACUGGUGGGUCUGGUGUUCUGGAUAAAUAGCAAGACGCAAGGACCAUACAGCAAUCUCCCAGAAAAUAUUUGCUUGUGGCAAGUUUAUUGGCAGCUAAGCAAAGGAACACAACAGCAGGAACUCCAAGUAGCUGUGUGUAACCAAAUACAAUUAAAGAGAACUGGGCCACCAGAUAGCUCAGUGGUUAGAGCUGGCACAUAUGCAUAAACUGCUGCCUAGAAAAAGCUGGUCUGAAUUCUAAGCAAGCCGAACAUUCAGGCAAUGUCGACUCGAUUAAUGUCUAAUAAAGGCCCUCUCAGGACAAACUGUAACUGCAAAAACUCGAAAUGGACAUGUGACUGGACUUAUAAAUAUGUAUGGACUUACAAAUAUGUAUGUUUUCUGAAGAGUUGGGAUACAAUUUUUUAUGAAAACUAUGAUGAUAAUUAUGAUAAAGUUUUGUAAAU
Molecule: messenger RNA, 1423 nt
Organism: Trematomus bernacchii (emerald rockcod)
Lineage: Eukaryota; Metazoa; Chordata; Actinopteri; Perciformes; Nototheniidae
Product: probable G-protein coupled receptor 160
Exons: 2
Coding region: 120-1184 (354 amino acids)
Cellular component (GO): signaling receptor complex; plasma membrane
Source: RefSeq, a predicted model, not a curated record